GAGUGGCACAACCAGGACCCCCGCCCCUAGUGGGGCUUUCGGUGUGCAACCGUGGGUCCUGAGCAGGGAACUUCCUUCCCCCGCCCCUUGCUUACAGUUCUGCAACUGUCAAUAAACAGUUACACCCUACCGUGUGCUAAGCAUCAGGAGUUACAGGGCUUGAGGUCAGCUCCGGAAGACUUGAAAGUGAGGUUGGUGGGGGUAGGUGUCUGAUUGAGUGUGUGUGCGCGUGUGCGUGUGUGUAGAAACUAACCCAGCACCUACUGCAGUGCCUCUCAACCAGUAAGCCCUCAAUAAACCUUCGCUGAAUGAAUGAGAAGGUAAGUGGAUGAGGGAGCCGGGCUAGAGAGGGCAGCUCCACUCAUCCCAACCCUGCCUCCCCUGAGCGCAAGCCGACAAAAAUAAUUAGGUUAAGCCUUUAAUCACAGCUGGUUUCACGGGCAGGCGGACAAGGAAGAGCCGGGAAAGGCAGCAAUCCUGGGGACACAGGGUGCUGGCCUGGCUCACGGACACUGCCUCCCUCUCGGAUGCCCUCCAGGCCCCCACAGCUUGGGUGUCAGUAAUCUCCUGUUUUCUUGUCUCCCUCAGGACACCGGGUUCCCUAGGAGCUGCCCCAGGCUUAAUGAUUGUCCAGAAGGUGCCUAUAAAGGGAGCGUGGGAGGCUGGGUGGAGGAGGGAGUAGAAAAAGCCCAACUCAGCAGAUCUGAGCACUUGAGAGCCUCAAUCAGGAGCCGUGGUCAGAGGCUCUGUGUCCCGGCCAGUAGGGCCUGCUCUUUCCCACCAUGGCGGCCCGAGGCUACGGCUAUUACCGCACUGUGAUCUUCUCGGCCAUGUUUGGAGGCUACAGCCUGUACUACUUCAACCGCAAGACCUUCUCUUUUGUCAUGCCAUCGCUGGUGGAGGAGGUCCCUCUGGACAAGGAUGACUUGGGGCUCAUCACCAGCAGCCAGUCGGCAGCCUACGCCAUCAGCAAGUUUGUGAGCGGGGUGCUGUCUGACCAGAUGAGUGCUCGCUGGCUCUUCUCUUCCGGGCUUCUCCUGGUUGGCCUGGUCAACGUAGUCUUUUCCUGGAGCUCCGCAGUACCUGUCUUUGCUGCUCUCUGGUUCCUCAAUGGUCUGGCACAGGGGCUGGGCUGGCCCCCAUGUGGCAAGGUCCUGCGGAAGUGGUUUGAGCCAUCUCAAUUUGGCACUUGGUGGGCCGUCCUAUCAACCAGCAUGAACCUGGCUGGAGGGCUGGGCCCCAUCCUGGCAACCAUCCUCGCCCAGAGCUAUAGCUGGCGCAGCACGCUGGCCCUGUCUGGGGCACUGUGUGUAGUUGUCUCCUUCCUCUGUCUCCUGCUCAUCCACAAUGAACCCGCUGAUGUUGGACUCCGCAACCUGGACCCCACUCCCUCCAAGGGCAAGAAGGGCUCCCUAAAGGAGGAGAGUACCUUACAGCAGCUGCUGCUGACCCCCUACCUGUGGGUGCUCUCCACUGGCUACCUUGUGGUGUUUGGAGUAAAGACGUGCUGUACUGACUGGGGCCAGUUCUUCCUUAUCCAGGAGAGAGGACAGUCAGCCCUCGUGGGUAGCUCCUACAUGAGUGCUCUGGAGGUUGGGGGCCUUGUAGGCAGCAUCGCAGCUGGCUACCUGUCAGACCGGGCCAUGGCCAAGGCACGGUUGUCCAUGUACGGGAACCCCCGCCAUGGCUUGCUGCUGUUCAUGAUGGCUGGCAUGACAGUGUCCAUGUACCUCUUCCGGGUAACUGUGACCAGUGACUCCCCCAAGGAUGUUGCUUUCUGGACUCCGGCCCUUCACCCACUCGCUGAGCUCACAGGCUUUACAGAGCAUGAGCUCUGGAUCCUGGUGUUGGGAGCUGUGUUUGGUUUCUCCUCUUAUGGUCCCAUUGCCUUGUUCGGAGUUAUAGCCAAUGAGAGUGCCCCUCCCAACCUGUGUGGAACCUCCCAUGCCAUUGUGGGACUCAUGGCCAAUGUGGGCGGCUUUCUGGCUGGGUUGCCCUUCAGCACCAUUGCUAAGCAUUACAGCUGGAGCACAGCCUUCUGGGUGGCUGAAGUGAUCUGUGCGGCCAGCACAGGUGCCUUCUUCCUUCUACGAAACAUCCGCACCAAGAUGGGCCAAGUGCCCAAGAAGGCUGAGUGAAGACAGUGCAGGCUCUGGAGCAUCCUGUCCCACUUGUGGCCUCUCCCCUCCAUGGGGGUGGGGGAAGGGAGGGAGGGGACUAGCACCUUUGCUAGCAUCUGACUAGCACCUCUGACUUUCCCUUUCUGCUCCUUUUCCCUCAUCCAAGUGGCGCUGGAAGUUAUCAGUGUCUAAUGAGGUCCCAGCUUCCCAUCUGAUCUCUAUUUAAAAGACAACCUUUGUUCUUGGACUCCAUUAGCUCCUACUUCCUGGCUUCAAAGAGGAAACCCCUGCACUCAGGGAGUCUCCUGUAUCCUUCUCCCUCUCUUGGGCCCUGCCCUGUCCCCAUCCCACCCCAUCCUCACCUGAGGUGAGGCUCCUCCUGCAGCAACAGGGCAGCAAUGGCCCAGAACUUCUGCCCUGAGGCUUCUCAGCAGGGGGCAACUGCUCCUGCCAAUACCUUGGACUCCAAGGGAAGAGGGUCACUCUCACCAAUACCCAGUGUACAGUAGGGGGGUAAGGAUGGGAGAGUAGAAAGACUUGUUAUAGAAAA
Messenger RNA from Kogia breviceps (pygmy sperm whale), 2670 nucleotides. Lineage: Eukaryota; Metazoa; Chordata; Mammalia; Artiodactyla; Physeteridae. The record is from RefSeq and is a predicted model, not a curated record.